UCAAGUUCAUUGUCGUACAAAUGUAAACACCGGCAAUUUUUCGAUCAAUAUCAACAAUGAAACAAUGGUAGCUCAGCGCUGCAGACAAGGUUGCAACUUAGACCAUCAAUAUUAUUUCUAUUGGGCGAUUAGGGGCCCUUGAAGUAGCUUCCCCCACUCGAUCCAUAAAAGUCGGAAAAAUGUAUAUAACGGUGAUUUGGCGGAAACAGGACUAAGCAUUCGGCUUCACACCACCAAAAAGCAAUUCAGGUAAUUUUUCCAGUGUUGUUAUUUGUCGGAAUCGAAGAUGCAGAUUGGACACUGGAUUCUGAUGCUGAAUAUUGGAGGGAUUUUUGCCUAUACUAACUUUGCUGACAUCGAGUGUGGCCAACACAAAACAGUCAGAAAUGCGAAAAUAGUUGGUGGUGAAGACGCAGAAAAAGCGGAGUUUCCUUGGUUGGUCUCUAUAACCCGAAGAGGUGGUCACUUCUGUGGAGGUACCUUAAUCAGCAACAGAUUUGUUUUAACUGCUGGACAUUGUCUUUGCACGGGCAUUGGUCUUGAUCUUCUGAGAGCAACGAGCAUCAAAAUAACCCUAUCCCAGCACGACCUCUCCGAGAAAUCCGAAGAUGCCUACGAAAGAACCAUCAAGAAAGUCACGGUGCAUCCGGACUACGCGUGCAAUAAACCAAACAACGACAUCGCCAUUCUGGAGCUUGGUGAGAAACUUGUUUGGUCCGGCAGCGUGUCCCCAGCUUGCCUUCCGGUUUCCAGUAGCGGACUCGAAGAUUACACCGUAGAUAACUUGCUGGCUACCGUAGCCGGCUGGGGUUGGACCAACGAAUUGAGUUCGAAGGGAGGACGAGCCAAAGUUCUGCAAAAGGCUAGAGUGAAUGUUAUUGAGAACAAACAGUGCCAAGCGUGGUACAAGUCCCAGGGGAAAAAGACAAAAAUCCAGUUGACCCAAAUCUGUGCCGGACAUGAACAAGGUGGCAUUGACGCUUGCUGGGCUGACAGUGGUGGUCCCCUCAUGGUUGGUUCUGGCAGUCCCAACCAGAUGGUUGUGGUAGGAGUGGUAUCAACCGGAAUCGGCUGUGCUAGACCAUUCCUUCCGGGACUGUACACCAGAGUUUCCGAGUACAUACCCUGGAUCAAGAAAGUGAUAAAUUAUUGAAGGAAUCGAGACUGAAGAAAAAAUUUUAUUGUGAUUGAGACAAGUUU
This is a messenger RNA of Coccinella septempunctata (seven-spotted ladybird), 1200 nucleotides long. RefSeq names its product trypsin-1. Gene Ontology annotation, molecular function: serine-type endopeptidase activity. The record is from RefSeq and is a predicted model, not a curated record. The transcript is spliced from 5 exons. Lineage: Eukaryota; Metazoa; Arthropoda; Insecta; Coleoptera; Coccinellidae. Gene Ontology annotation, biological process: proteolysis. Bases 287 to 1153 code for a protein of 288 amino acids.